AUGUUUUUCGAUCUUAAUGUCCCUAUUAAAAAGACUCAACAACGAGCAAAUGCUUCAAAAAAGGGAAAACAGCCUCAACAGGAAAUCCCAGCGUCUUGGACACCUUCUGAAAUCUCAGACCUCGAAUCACGAAUUGAUUUACUGAUUCACUUAGGAUAUUCCGUGAUUGGGCUCUCCCAGACCGUUCAUAAAAAAGUGGAUCCAAAAACACACGUUAAUGUUCUAGAUAGCCUCCUCGGUAGGCUUCAAACACGUCCAGGGAUCGUGUUCCUGAAACGAUUGAAUAUUGUACUUGAUUCAGAAAGCGAGAAAGGAUUCGGACUGAUAAAUGCAAACGUUGCUCUGUUCAACGGCUAUGAUCUGAUAGCCCUCGUCCCUACAACACACAACACAUUAUCUCUUGCGUGUCUUACACACAGUAUGCCAACACCGUUGACCGCGCAUAUAAUCUCCCUUCCACUUACUCUACCACGCCUUCCGUAUCACCUCAAACACACCCUUAUCCGCACAGCGCUUAAAAAUGGCGCUGUAUUCGAAAUAAACUAUGUCGGUGCGCUCGGAGGGGAAAACGAUCCAGUUCUUGUGGAUGCCAACGUUGCUGAGAGUGGCGCUUCUGCUAAAAGAAAUUGGUGGGCGUCUACCCGUGAACUCGUCCGAGUGACAAAAGGCAAAGGUCUUAUUGUCAGUGGAGGUGUCAUAGCGGAGGCGGAUUUGCGGUCACCAAGAGACAUCGGAAACAUAAUUUCGCUCUUGGGCCUUUCGCAAGAUGCGGCUCAUGAUGCGUUGACGAAAACACCGAAGUCGCUCAUCAUUCGUGCUGAAACACGAAAAACGUAUCGGGCGGUAUUAUCUGAACCAAAGGUCGUUUUUCCCCCUCAUAUGGAACCGAUGGGCUUGCCCACACCUCAAGAUACAACUGAGGUCAAUACCCUCAAACGCGCACGGGAAGAUAACAGUCUUACAGUCCUACCGCCCUCGACAAGUGCAGCCAAGAAAAAGAAACGUAAGCCGAACAAAGAGGUCGCCUGA
Psilocybe cubensis is the source of this 1029-nucleotide messenger RNA. RefSeq lists its product as uncharacterized. The transcript has 5 exons. NCBI's taxonomy places the organism in Eukaryota, Fungi, Basidiomycota, Agaricomycetes, Agaricales, Agrocybaceae. The record is from RefSeq and is a predicted model, not a curated record. Gene Ontology annotation, molecular function: RNA binding. The coding region runs from base 1 to 1029 and encodes 342 amino acids. Gene Ontology annotation, biological process: tRNA processing. Gene Ontology annotation, cellular component: nucleolar ribonuclease P complex.